Molecule: messenger RNA, 816 nt
Organism: Trichoderma harzianum CBS 226.95
Lineage: Eukaryota; Fungi; Ascomycota; Sordariomycetes; Hypocreales; Hypocreaceae
Exons: 1
Coding region: 198-536 (112 amino acids)
Source: RefSeq, a predicted model, not a curated record
UCCUUCAGCAACCGACAACUCCUCUCCUCUCGCACUGCCACCGCAUCAAGCGUCGGCUACAACACAGAUACGUCAACGUUGCUUCCCCUCACAAGUCUUCAGCUCUCGUAACAACCAGUCAUGGUACGUCUCCCAUGUCCAAUGGCCGCAAAUCUAACGCGUAGUGGACAUAUCUUCCAAGGCCUACUCUAACCGACAUGCAGGUCGUCGACAACCCACCUUACGGCUGGACUGUCGAUAAAGAGGAGAUGGACCUCGAUUACUACUGGUCAGCUGAAGGCCUCGGUACUGAGGCCGCCAUGAACGCCGGCUUAACCGAGUUUUCGAAGCUGCAGCCACAAAUGAUCAGGAGCAGCGAAUCUGGAGGGGGCGCCUACCUGUUCACAUACGAUGGCAAGGUAUACCUUUGGAACAUGUUACAAGAUGACGUGUAUCAGUAUACCGACCCCUCAGAUCUUGAUGGAGUACUACGAGAGAUGGGGAAGCAAUCCGGGAAAGUGACAAGGAAGCUUGUCCUUGUCGAACAGGCCGAGUAGAGAGGGGACGACGAAGGAUGAGCCUCUAAUUGGGAGAAUUUGCCAGUUGUGGCUUGCAUAGAGAAGCUGAUCGUUCAAUCUAUUGAUUAUGAGCAGAAUGGGGCUUGCGUAAAGAAGUUGCUGGUGAAUUGUGAUGAAACUUGGUAGUAGUGAGCUGGCUGCGACGCAGUAGCUGAAUAUGCAAUGUGACGCUGCAAUCUUGCAAUGGCUUGCGUAAGGACAUAAGCUGAGGGCUCAAUGAGGUGAAGAUGAACUGACUGUGGCUUGCGUAGUAAUUCUG